GAAACGCUGUGGUGAACCCCUCGUUGGAUGUUGAAGACAGUGCGGAGGAAGCCAUGGAAGUGAAGGAACGCAGACCCUACCGCUCGCUCACCGCCCGGCAGGACACGGAGCGCCGCUACACCAGCUCCUCCGCCGACAGCGAGGACGGGAAACCCAACCCCAAGUCCUACAGCUCCAGCGAGACGCUCAAGGCCUUCGACCACGACUCGAGGAUGGCCUACGGGAGCCGCGUCAAAGAGAUGGUCCAUCACGAGGUGGACGAGUUCAGCCGGCAAGGGGCCGACUUCUCCCUCCGAGACCUGGGCUUCGGGGAGGCCCUGCCGUCCCACGUGGCCACGUACCGGAGCGACCUGGGGAUGCCGCACCGCGACUACUCGGUCAGCGUGGGCUCGGACGCCGACACGGAGACGGACGGCGUCAUGUCCCCGGAGCACGCCGUCAGGUUAUGGGGACGCAGCAACACCAAGUCGGGCCGCAGCUCGUGCCUCUCCAGCAGGGCCAACUCCAACCUAACCCUCACCGACACCGAACACGAGAACACCGAGAACGACGGAGCCUUUCAAAACCACUCUCGGCUACGGACGCCUCCUCUCCCUCUCUCCCACUCCCACUCGCCCAACCAUCAGCACCAUGCGGCCUCCAUUAACUCCUUGAACAGGGGCAACUACACGCCUCGGAGCAACCCGAGUCCCGCGCCCACAGACGGCUCCGCUCCUCCCGAGGGCCCGGCCACUGGUCAGGAGCCCGGCAGCGCGCAGGACAACUGGCUGCUCAACAGCAACAUCCCCCUGGAGACAAGGAGCCAGAAUACUCUAAUGUUUAUCAGAGAAGAGCAGGACGCUUGCAGAGAAGGGCAGGGCUCUUACAAAACCAGAAACAUAGCAAAGCAGACAUUCCUAGAGACAUUACAGGACAACCUCAUUGAGAUGGACAUUCUGGCAUCGGCUCACCACGAUGCCCCGUACAACGACGGGCACUUCCUGUUCAAACCAGGUGGCACCUCACCAAUGUAUUGCACAACAUCACCGGGAUACCCUUUGACCUCCAGCACGGUGUACUCGCCUCCCCCGCGCCCUCUGCCUCGGAACACCUUCUCCCGGCCGGCCUUCAGCCUGAAGAAACCCUACAAGCACUGCAACUGGAAGUGCGCCGCUCUCAGUGCCAUCCUCAUCUCAGUAACACUGCUGUUCCUGUUGGCCUACUUUAUCGCCAUGCACCUUUUCGGAUUAAACUGGCACCUGCAGCCGAUGCAGAGACAGAUGUACCAGCUGUCCGAGGACAACACCAGUGGCCUGCCCUUCCCCACUGACCUGAGCCUGCCUCCACUCGGCAACACUGGUGUAGACAUACUGGACCGCAAAGGAAAAGAUGAAAGCAAAUUGGACAGCUUGUUCCCGGAUGACAGCUAUAUAGAUAUGGGGGAGAUUGACGUGGGACGCAAGGUCGCCCAGCAGAUUCCCCCCGGUAUCUUCUGGAGGUCCCAGGUCUUCAUUGAUCAUCCCCUGUACCUGAAGUUUAACGUGUCCCUGAGCAAAGAUGCCUUGGUGGGAGUCUACGGGAGGAGAGGUCUCCCUCCGACACACACACAGUUUGACUUUGUGGAGCUCUUGGACGGGCGGCGGCUUCUCGCCCAGGACUUCCACGGUCUGGAGGGGCCCGUGGCGAUGCAGCGGAGCCUGGUGCCCAUCACCACGCACGACACAGGAUUUAUCCAGUACAUGGACUCGGGCAUUUGGCAUCUGGCCAUCUACAACGACGGCAAGGAAACCGAAACCGUCUCCUUCCUCACCACUGCCAUAGAAUCUCUGGACGACUGUCCCAGUAACUGCUUCGGGAACGGGGACUGCGUCUCCGGAGCAUGCCACUGCUUCCUGGGAUUCAAAGGACCCGACUGCGGCCGAGCCGCCUGUCCGGUGCUGUGCAGCGGGAAUGGUCAAUACCUUAAAGGUCGCUGCAUGUGUCACAGCGGCUGGAAGGGCGCCGAGUGUGACGUUCCCACCAACCAGUGCAUCGACAUCACAUGCAGCAGCCACGGGACCUGCAUCGUGGGAACCUGCAUCUGCAACCCGGGCUACAAAGGGGAGAACUGCGAAGAAGUGGACUGCCUGGACCCGACAUGCUCCGGGCGAGGGGUGUGCGUCCAGGGAGAGUGCCACUGCUUUGUGGGCUGGGGGGGGGCAGGAUGUGAGAGCCCCAGGGCCUCCUGCAUGGACCAGUGCUCUGGACACGGGGCGUUCCUGGCGGACACCGGAACCUGCAGCUGUGAUCCCAACUGGACCGGCCACGACUGCUCCACAGAGAUUUGUGCAGCGGACUGUGGUGGCCAUGGCAUUUGUGUGUCGGGCACCUGCCGCUGCGACGACGGCUGGAUGGGCACCGGGUGUGACCAGAGGGCGUGUCACCCUCGCUGCAACGAGCACGGCACCUGCAAGGACGGCAAAUGUGAAUGCAGCCCGGGCUGGAACGGAGAACACUGCACCAUUGAGGGCUGCCCUGGUUUAUGCAAUGGAAAUGGUAGGUGCACUCUGGGUAACAAUGGCUGGUACUGUGUGUGCCAGCUGGGCUGGAGGGGCACUGGCUGUGACACCUCAAUGGAAACGGCCUGCAGUGACGUCAAGGACAACGAUGGAGAUGGCCUGGUGGACUGCAUGGAUCCGGACUGCUGUCUCCAGUCCACCUGUCACACCACCCCCCUGUGCGUGGGCUCCCCCGACCCGCUGGACAUCAUCCAGGAGACACAGAUGUCCUCGGCACAGAACAACCUGCAGACCUUCUACGAGCGGGUGCGUUUCCUCGUGGGCCGGGACAGCACCCACAUCGUCCCCGGGGCCAACCCCUUCGACGGCAGCCAUGCUUGUGUCAUCCGUGGACAAGUGGUGACCUCGGACGGAACGCCGCUGGUCGGAGUCAACAUCAGUUUCAUCAACAACCCGUCCUAUGGUUACACAAUCACCCGGCAGGAUGGAAGUUUUGACUUGGUGACCAACGGGGGCGUAGCCAUCGCCCUGCACUUUGAGCGCGCUCCAUUCAUCACCCAGGAGCACACGCUGUGGCUGCCGUGGGGCCGCUUCUUCGUGAUGGACACCAUCGUGAUGCGGCACGAGGAGAACGACAUCCCGAGCUGUGACAUCAGCAGCUUCACCCGGCCGAGCCCCGUGGUGUCGCCGGCCGCGCUCACCGCCUUCGCCGGCUCCUGUGCCGAGCGGGGGACCGUGGUGCCCGAGAUCCAGUCGCUGCAGGAGGAAGUGCCUAUUCCAGGAUCAGAUAUGAAACUGGGCUAUUUAAGCAGCAGGACCCCAGGUUACAAGUCAAUCCUGAGAGUGACCCUCAGCCACUCCAGCAUCCCUUUCAACCUGAUGAAGGUUCACCUCAUGGUGGCCGUGGAGGGCCGGCUGUUCAGGAAGUGGUUUCCCGCUGCCCCCAACCUCUCGUACUACUUUGUGUGGGACAAGGCGGACGUCUACAGCCAGAAGGUCUACGGCCUGUCUGAAGCCUUCGUAUCGGUGGGUUUCGAGUACGAGUCAUGUCCAGAUCUUAUCCUGUGGGAGAAGAGGACGGCUGUUCUGCAGGGAUACGAACUCACAGCCUCCAAACUGGGAGGGUGGACCAUAGACAAGCACCAUGCUUUAAAUAUCCAGAGUGGGAUCCUUCACAUGGGAAACGGGGAGAACGUCUUCAUCUCCCAGCAGCCUCCUGUGAUCGGCAGCGUGAUGGGCAACGGGCGCAGGCGCAGCAUCUCCUGCCCCAGCUGCAACGGCCUGGCGGACGGGAACAAGCUGCUGGCCCCCGUGGCUCUGGCCUGCGGCUCGGACGGGAGUCUCUACGUGGGGGACUUCAACUACGUGAGGAGGAUCUUCACCACGGGGAAUGUCACCAGCGUCCUGGAGCUCAGAAAUAAAGACUUCAGGCAUAGCAACAGCCCCGCUCACAAGUACUAUCUGGCCACCAGUCCGGUGAACGGCGCCGUGUACCUCUCGGACACCAGCAGCAGGAAGGUGUUCAAGGUCAAGUCCCUGAACGUGGUGAAAGACGUGGCCAAGAACCUGGAGCUGCUGGCCGGCACCGGGGACCAGUGUCUCCCGUACGACGACACCCGCUGCGGGGACGGGGGGAAAGCGGUCGAGGCCACGCUCACGAACCCCAGAGGAAUCACGGUGGAUAAAUACGGUGUCAUCUUCUUCGUGGACGGGACCAUGAUUCGCCGGAUUGAUCAGAACGGCAUCAUCUCCACCCUGCUGGGCUUCAACGACCUGACCUCUGCCCGACCCCUCAGCUGCGACGCUGUGAUGGACAUCUCUCAGGUGCGUCUGGAGUGGCCCACAGACCUGGCCGUGAGUCCCAUGGACAACUCCCUGUACGUCCUGGACAACAACGUGGUUCUCCAGAUCUCGGCGAACCAUCAAGUCCGUAUUGUAGCCGGCCGCCCGAUGCACUGCCAGGUCCCCGGGAUCGAUCAUUUCCUAAUGAGCAAAGUGGCCAUCCACGCCACCCUGGAGUCCGCCAACGCCCUCGCCGUGUCCCACAAUGGCAUUCUGUACAUCGCCGAGUCGGACGAGAAGAAGAUAAACCGAGUCCGACAGGUGUCCACGAACGGGGAGAUCUCCCUGGUUGCGGGGGCGCCGAGCGGCUGCGACUGCAAGACGGACGCCAACUGUGAUUGUUACUCCGGAGACGAAGGCUAUGCCAAGGACGCCAAGCUGAACGCGCCCUCCUCGCUGGCGGUUUGUCCAGACGGGGAGCUUUACAUCGCAGACCUGGCUAACAUUCGCAUCCGCUACGUGCGCCGAAACAAGCCCUAUCUGAAUCCCCUCAGCAUGUACGAGGUGUCCUCUCCCAUCAAUGACGAGCUCUACCUGUUCGACUCCAACGGCAGCCACAUCUUCACACAGAGCUUGACGACAGGAGACCACCUCUACAACUUGACCUACACGGGAGGGGGGGAUCUGAGCAGCAUCACCGACAAGAACAAGAACACGGUGAUCAUCCGAAGGGACACGACAGGAAUGCCCCUGUGGCUGAUGGUCCCCGAUGGACAGACAUUCUGGUUCACCAUCGGGACAAACACUGCCCUGAAAACUGUCGCCGCUCAGGGUCAGGAACUCGCGGUGAUGACCUACCAUGGCAGCUCGGGACUUCUGGCCACCAAGACGAACGAAAACGGAUGGACCACCUUCUUCGAGUAUGACACUUACGGGCGGCUGACUAACAUCACUUACCCGACGGGCCGAGUGAGCAGCUACCGCUCGGCCGCCGACAGCUCGGUCCGCAUCCAGGCGGAGGGCUCCACCAAGGAGGACAUCACCGUCACCACCAACCUGUCGGCCUCUGGCACCUUCUACACACUCAUGCAGGAUCAAGUACGCAACAGCUACUUCAUUGGUCUGGACGGCGCGCUGCGGCUAGUGCUGGCCAAUGGCAUGGAGGUCUCCCUGCACACCGAGCCCCACCUGCUGGCUGGCACCGUCAACCCCACGGUCAGCAAGAGGAACGUGACCCUGGCCAUCGACAACGGCCUCAACCUGGUGGAGUGGAGGCAGAGGAAGGAGCAGGCCCGCGGCCAGGUCACUGUUUACGGACGCAGAUUAAGGGUUCAUAACAGGAACUUGCUGUCGCUGGACUUUGAUCGAAUCACCAGAACAGAGAAGGUCUAUGACGACCACAGGAAGUUCACCUUGCGGAUCCACUACGACCAGGCGGGUCGACCCACUCUGUGGGCGCCGAGCAGUCGCCUCAACGGGGUCAACGUCACCUACUCCGCCGCGGGGCAUGUGGCCGGCAUCCAGAGAGGCACCAUGUCGGUUCGCAUGGAGUACGACCAGAACGGCAGAAUCACCUCCCAGAUAUUCGCUGAUGGUAAAUCCUGGAGCUACACGUACCUUGAGAAGUCCAUGGUUCUCCUGCUCUACAGCCAGAGGCAGUACAUCUUUGAAUUUGACAAAAACGACAGACUCUCCUCCGUGACCAUGCCCAACGUGGCACGGCAGACCCUGGAAACCUCGCGCUCCAUCGGCUACUACAGGAACACCUACCAUCCCCCGGAGGGUAACGCCUCGGUGCUCCAGGACUACAGCGAGAACGGUCAGCUGCUGCAGACCACCUACCUGGGCACCGGCCGCAGGGUCAUCUACAAGUACGGCAAGCUGGCCAAGCUGCUGGAGAUCCUCUACGACACCACGCGCAUCGGCUUCUCCUAUGACGAGGUGACGGGCAUGCUGAAGACGGUGAACCUGCAGAGCGAGGGCUUCACCUGCACCAUCCGCUACCGUCAGAUCGGCCCGCUGAUCGACCGGCAGAUCUUCCGAUUCAGCGAGGAGGGCAUGGUGAACGCCCGAUUCGACUACGUCUAUGACAACAGCUUCCGAGUCACGAGCAUGCAGGCGGUCAUCAACGAAACCCCGCUGCCGAUCGACUUGUACCGCUACGACGACGUGUCCGGCAAAACCGAGCAGUUCGGCAAAUUUGGCGUGAUCUACUACGACAUCAAUCAGAUAAUCACCACAGCGGUGAUGACCCACACCAAGCACUUUGACGCCUACGGCCGGGUGAAGGAGGUCCAGUACGAGAUCUUCCGCUCGCUCAUGUACUGGAUGAUGGUGCAGUACGACAACAUGGGCCGAGUGGUGGCCAAGGAGCUGAAGGUCGGGCCGUACGCCAACACCACCCGCUACACCUACGAGUACGACGCCGACGGCCAGCUGCAGGUGGUCUCCAUCAACGACAAGCCCCUGUGGAGAUACAGCUACGACCUGAACGGCAACUUGCAUCUGCUCAGCCCUGGGAACAGCGCCCGCCUCACGCCGCUACGCUACGACAUCAGAGACCGGAUCACUCGCCUGGGAGACGUCCAGUACCGGGUGGACGAGGACGGAUUCCUCAAGCAGCGAGGAAACGAAUACUUUGAGUACAACUCUGCCGGCCUGCUGAUCAAAGUGUACAACAGGGUGAGCGGCUGGAGCAUCAAGUACCGCUAUGACGGCGUGGGCAGGCGGGUGUCGAGCAGGAGCAGCUCCGGCCAUCACCUGCAGUUCUUCUACGCCGACCUGUCCAGCCCCACCCGGGUCACGCACAUGUACAAUCACUCCAGCUCGGAGAUCACGUCUCUGUACUAUGACCUGCAGGGACACCUGUUCGCCAUGGAGCUGAGCAGCGGGGAUGAGUUCUACGUGGCCUGUGAUAACAUAGGAACCCCUCUGGCUGUGUUCAGCGGCUCGGGCCUGAUGAUUAAACAGAUUCUCCACACGGCGUUCGGGGAGGUCUACCUGGACUCUAACCCCAGCUUCCAGCUCAUCAUCGGCUACCAGGGAGGCCUGUACGAGCCUCUCAGUAAACUGGUCCACAUGGGAAGACGGGACUACGACGUGCUGGCCGGCCGCUGGACCACGCCCAACCACGAGAUCUGGAAACGUCUCAACAGCAACCACAUCGUGCCGUUCAACUUGUACAUGUUCAAGAACAACAAUCCUCUGAGCAACAACGAGGAGAUAAAGUGCUACAUGACUGAUGUUAACAGCUGGCUGGUAACUUUCGGCUUCCAGCUGUACAACGUCAUUCCCGGCUAUCGGAAACCAAACACCGAGGCCAUGGAGCCGUCCUACGAGCUGGUCAGGACCCAGAUCAAGACCCAGGAGUGGGACAGCACCAAGUCCCUGCUCGGCGUCCAGUGUGAGGUUCAGAGGCAGCUGAAGGCUUUCGUGAAGCUGGAGCGUUUCGGCCAAAUCUACAGAUCCAAAAGCGCCGGCUGUGCCCAGACGGAGAGCAAGAAGGUGUUCGGCUCCGGCGGCUCCAUCUUCGGGAAGGGGGUGAAAUUCGCCAUCCGAGAAGGUCGCGUCAGCACCGACAUCAUCAGCCUGGCCAACGAAGAUGGCCGCCGCAUGGCCGCGGUGCUGAACGACGCCUUCUACCUCGAGGACCUGCACUUCACCAUCGCCGGCACGGACACGCACUACUUCGUCAAACUGGGCUCGGUGGAGGGAGACCUGGCCCUCAUCGGCAUGACGGUGGGCCGCCGCACGCUGGAGACCGGCGUCAACGUGACGGUGUCCCAGGUCAACACGGUGCUCAACGGCAGGACUCGGCGCAUCACGGACAUCCAGCUGCAGCACGGCGCCCUGUGCCUGAACACGCGCUACGGCAGCAGCGUGGACGAGGAGAAGGCUCGCGUGCUGGAGCUGGCCCGGCAGAGGGCGGUGGCCCAGGCGUGGGCCCGGGAGCGCCAGAGACUGAGGGACGGAGAGGAGGGCUCCCGGACCUGGACCGAGGGAGAGAAGCAGCAGCUCCUGGGCUCGGGGAAGGUGCAGGGCUACGACGGAUACUACGUGGUGUCGGUGGACCAGUACCCGGAGCUGGCGGACAGUGUCAACAACAUUCACUUCAUGAGACAGAGCGAAAUGGGCCGAAGGUGACAUGAACAUGAGGCUGUGGAGGGACGGACUCACAUGUAGGACAUGGGACUUCUUGCCAAAGACAGUUGUGUACAUGACCACUUUUUUUUUUUCUUUGACUGUGCUCAACUUGGUUUUUAAAAUACCGUCAAAAAACUUUAAAAAAGAAAAAAACAUGGUUGCAAUCAGUUGCACUGUAUUAAUAGAAGAGUGCCCUUCUCCGUUUGAAGAUUCUUUAACAGUCCUUGCCCUUCAAGUGCGGCUGCUGGAGGAGGAAACAUUUGCGACGUCUGUGUGACAUAUUUUCGUGACUCCCAUUUCCUCAUCGCUGUUGGUGGUUCUGUUCAAAGGGAUCCGAGAGGAGUCCUGGUAAUGCAUUUUGUUCACCGGCUCACUCCGGUGCCAGACGUGCAGAUUGUUAUUCACAAGCUUCGCUCCAUUCUGCCUUUUUGUCGCCCGCGCCUCAGCCAAGGAGAUUCCUUCUCUUUUAAUCACUUCUCUUUUUUAUACUUGAAGCCCUCAUCGCCCCGGUCAUCCAUAAAUGAUGAGAGCGAUUUCUGCUGGAGCCCUUCAUCACCACGAGCUGUACUUGUCCAGGCGCCUCCGCUCCUGUGAUGUCUUGUCAUCUGUUUUUCUUUUUUGGAAGAGGAGGUCGAGCGCCUUCUCCAUGAACUAGGAAAUUAACAGAACUGCUUAGUCAUGCUAACGGUGUGUGGUGAAGCCAACAAAGGGAUGUGAGGUCACUUUUUUUAUUUCGAUCGUGUGGGGUUCUUUUUUUUUUUCUGACUGGAAUCAUUUAGUUUUUUUAAUUUUAAAUCCAAGUAAGAGAAAAUGAAAAACAGAAUAAAUUGUCCUUUUUUUUCAUUUGACUGUCAAACGACUCAAUUCUGAAAAAUAGCGAGGAGCCGACGAAAAAUACUGUGUGGCGCUCAUGUGUGUAUUAAACGACAAAAAGUAUUUUAAAGGAAUGGUUUUGAAUUACAUUUUAGUUUCGUUUUAUAAAUAGCUAUAUGAAUUAACAGUAUAACAAAUGUGAAUUUAAAGAAAAUGUGAACUAUUGUCCCUUUUAUUGUUAAUUGUUGUACUUGAACAAUACUUAAGGGUGUUUCAACACAUGGAAUAAACUAUGACAGGUGGUUUAGUUAAAUCAAUUACUGUGUUUUUUUGCUUUUUUAUUAGACCAGCUUUGUUUUUUACUGAUCUCAUAUGAAAGGCAGUGUUUGUUUUAUCAUCGAGCUUGAGUCAGUAUUUUCUCGCAGCGAUUACCAGUCGGAUCCGGAUUGAAAAUACUUUUUUUUUUUUUUUUCAAGUUACCAGGAAGUCUGAAGGACCCGGUCUCGUUAGGGAUGUUUUCCACAUUAGCAUAUUGGCCGCGGAGAUGGAUCGGCUCCGCAUUCUGUUGUGGUUCAGGUGAAAGAUACAAAUUGCCUUUGCCCUAAGGGCUGCCUGCAGGUCAGCAUCCAAAGUGCAUCAGACCUGCAGGUCCACUUCCUCCCGUUUACAGACUAAAGGUCGUCUAUACACGCCCGACCUUGAAAACAACCCACGUGGACACAGUCCAGCUCUGAACCCCCCCCCCCCCCUCAGUGGAGACAGCAAAGGGCAAUUUGUGAAAACAUGUGAAAACGUAAAAGAAGAAGGAGAAACUGUGACAUCGAUUUGACUCCUGGUACUUUAUUGUUUUUGUUUUUAAACUUAUCAAUCCAGUGCACACUUCUCAUCGUUUGUUCCAUCAGACAUAUAAACCUGUUUGUGUGUGUGGAGGUGGGGGGGGGGAGCAUGAUUGAGCGUCUCAAUCUGUACAAACCUUAAAGCGAACAGUACACAGUUUAUUAUUAUUAUUUCUUUUCUUUUUUUUUUAUUCUUUUCUGCUGUCGGGUGAUUCAGUGACGUUUUUGUUUCCAAAAAAAAAAAAUUUAAAAUAUGUAUGCUCAACCUUAUAUGAAUGAAGGAUAUUUGCAUUGUGGAAUAUUGCACUGAGAACUGUUGCGUCAUAAGACUGUAUCUUUUUCUAACGUUUUGGACUCAUUUUGAGUUUCGGUUUGUUCUCGACACUGUGUUUUUAGCGCUUCUCUUUGACUAUGUAAAUAUGAAGACAUCAAAGUAAGCUGUAAAUAAAAUGCAAAUGUAGAUACCUCUUAGAGCUACAUCGGUGACCCUGUGUAGUCUUAAGGUAGAAAAAAAAUAAAGGGAAUAUUUUGUGUUUA
Messenger RNA from Platichthys flesus (European flounder), 10588 nucleotides. RefSeq names its product teneurin transmembrane protein 4 (gene tenm4). Gene Ontology annotation, cellular component: neuron projection; membrane. Gene Ontology annotation, biological process: neuron development; heterophilic cell-cell adhesion; signal transduction. The transcript is spliced from 30 exons. Gene Ontology annotation, molecular function: protein homodimerization activity; protein heterodimerization activity; cell adhesion molecule binding. The record is from RefSeq and is a predicted model, not a curated record. Lineage: Eukaryota; Metazoa; Chordata; Actinopteri; Pleuronectiformes; Pleuronectidae. The coding region runs from base 54 to 8402 and encodes 2782 amino acids.